AUGCUUCUAGUUUCCCCCAAUCCAUCACCCCCUUCCUCCCUGAAUUCCUCCCUACUUACCAAUAGAAGAAGAAAACCCCUCCCCCUCACCCCUCAUGCGCUCAACGGCGAUCCCAAGCCCGACAAAGUCUCCUCUUCCUCCCCCUCCGGCAUCCGCCACCGCCAACCCACCUUUGAGAACCGGCUGGCCCGGUUCCGGCUCAAGUACCGGAUCGGCACUGCGAAGAAGACGGAGCAGCGGCGGUCCAGGAAGUCCAGCGGCGGCAAGAAGAAGGCGAUGCUGCCACCGGUGCCGCUCAAGAAGGAGGUGGUGGCAAGGGGGUUGGCAGUGGAGGUGGGAGGCUGGCCGGGAUGGGCCAAUCACGGUAAUGGAACCGAAAUCGGCGAUUAG
Messenger RNA from Phoenix dactylifera (date palm), 390 nucleotides. NCBI's taxonomy places the organism in Eukaryota, Viridiplantae, Streptophyta, Magnoliopsida, Arecales, Arecaceae. The record is from RefSeq and is a predicted model, not a curated record.